Messenger RNA from Fusarium poae, 375 nucleotides. RefSeq lists its product as uncharacterized. Gene Ontology annotation, molecular function: zinc ion binding. Gene Ontology annotation, biological process: protein import into mitochondrial intermembrane space. Gene Ontology annotation, cellular component: mitochondrial intermembrane space. The transcript has 3 exons. The record is from RefSeq and is a predicted model, not a curated record. NCBI's taxonomy places the organism in Eukaryota, Fungi, Ascomycota, Sordariomycetes, Hypocreales, Nectriaceae. The coding region runs from base 1 to 375 and encodes 124 amino acids.
AUGUGUAAACACAUUCUCAAUGCCCAAGUUGCUGUUCGAUCGCCAUGUUGCAGAAAAUGGUUUGACUGCGUCGAGUGCCAUGGUGAACAGGAGAGCCACCCUUUGAAAGAAAGCUACGAGAUGAUCUUUGCCUGCAAGAAGUGCAGAAAAUGCUUCCGAAAGGACGUUACAGAGUUCGAGGAGGCCGACGAGUUCUGCCCUCACUGUGACAAUCACUUUGUUAUCGAUGCGAAAACACCCCAGGCGGCUUUGUCAGUUGAGAGCGAAGACGUGCGAAUGGACAACAAAAUGCUCAGGGACGACAGACAAAAGACCAAGACCAAGGGCAUCAGGUCCAUCUUUGACCCGUCAGAUGAUGCCGACAAGCUAGGAUAA